AGAAGAACUUGGCGUGGGAUGAGAUCGCCAAAAACUUCAACGCCAUGCACCCUGAUCUGGAGCCGCGAUCAGUUCAACAAUUGAAAAGAAGUUUCAACCGCAUCAAAUUGAAUGUGAAAAAGGAAGAGAGAGCCUACAAGCUGAAGGUGAAGAGGACUGGUGGUGCCCCUCCUCCAUCACCUCCCAAGUUUACAGAAGAACAUGAGACUGUUGCCUCCAUGAUCUCUGGAGAACUCAACAUGGGCGAGGAUGUCUUUGACACUCUUGCCAUUCAAGAUGGGCAUCCAGUGGAUGAGGCAGGCACUCCCAUCAUGGAUGUUACUUUCACUGUGAGUGGAAAACUGCCACCGACAGAGGUCCCCUCUGCUACUUCUGCCGCUGAAUGUGCUGAAGCACCUGCACCUCCUAGUGCUUCUACAUCUUUCCAGCCAGAAGCUUCAUCCUCUGCAUCCACUGCACCAUCACUAACUACAUUUACAUGUAAUGUGGCCUCAUCUUCUGCUGCCCCACGGCAGAGGAGGAAAUUUGAUGCAGAGUACCAGGCCUGUCGGAAGCAGCAGGAUGAGUAUCACCAACUCCUUCUUCAACAGACCAGAGAGGAGCACGACCAACAGAUGAAACUGUACCAGUUUCACAGGGAGGUGUUGCAGCGGCAGCUAGAUGUCUUCACGGAGACUUGGCAUCAUAUCCGUGAGGCAGCAGACACCUGCAAAGCCAAAUUUUUGGACAGUUUGGGGAAUGCCGGAGAGUAACAUCCAU
This is a messenger RNA of Eriocheir sinensis (Chinese mitten crab), 759 nucleotides long. RefSeq lists its product as uncharacterized. The coding region runs from base 45 to 752 and encodes 235 amino acids. The transcript is spliced from 3 exons. NCBI's taxonomy places the organism in Eukaryota, Metazoa, Arthropoda, Malacostraca, Decapoda, Varunidae. The record is from RefSeq and is a predicted model, not a curated record.